Molecule: messenger RNA, 1299 nt
Organism: Cladophialophora psammophila CBS 110553
Lineage: Eukaryota; Fungi; Ascomycota; Eurotiomycetes; Chaetothyriales; Herpotrichiellaceae
Exons: 1
Coding region: 1-1299 (432 amino acids)
Cellular component (GO): cytosol; COP9 signalosome
Source: RefSeq, a predicted model, not a curated record
AUGGUUUCUCCGAAACUCACCGCAGCUCUGCAGUCGAUUGUGACAAGUCCUGCUGCGUCCAAACAUCAAAAAUACAGUGACGUUCUCGCACAACUGACGAGCGCGCCGUCAACAUCGCCCGAAGCAUACAGCGCAGACUUGAAUGCCUACUUCGACUCAUUGCUCUCCUCUGCUCUCGGGAUCAUUUCUAUUCGGCCUCUUGUGACAACGCUCAUCGACCGUCUCGCAUCAGCUCCGUCGGAGGUCCAGAUCAAGGUUGGGUCACAUGUCACUGAAGCCUUACAGCCCCAAUUAGCAUCUUAUGAAGAGCAGGAUGCAAGAGUCAGAGAGAUAUUAGCAAAAGGAUAUGAAGCAGAGGAAGAAUACACUGCGGCUGCAAAAGCUUUACAAGGUGUUCACCUCGACACCACUCAACGUCAGGUUUCUGAUCGAGCCAAGGUGGAAAUGUGGAUUCGUAUUGUACGAUAUUAUUUGGAAGAUGAUGAUACUGUGGCAGCAGAGACGGCGUUGAACAAGAUCAAGAACUCAGCUGCUGCAGCUCAAGUUUUGAAGGAUGCCCCUGACUUGAGGUUGCACUACCAGUUGUCCCAAGCUCGUAUUUUGGACUCUCGCAGAGAUUUCCUUAACGCAUCAACCGAGUACCUCAAUGUGUCUUUCAACACCAUGAUUGAUGACGAGGAAAAACGACGGGCUUUGUCUGCAGCAAUCAAAACAGCUAUCCUGGCCCCUGCCGGGCCCCAGAGGAGCCGGACUCUUGCCAAGCUGUACAAGGAUGAGAGAUCGCCCGAGACAGAGGAGUACGGCAUUCUCGAGAACAUGUUCUUGGAUCGGUUGUUGUCAGCGACUGAGGUGGAAGCCUUUGCGUCAACAUUGGCCCCUCAUCAGCUCGCCAAAACGGCCGAUGGCAGCACAGUCUUGAGCAAGGCUGUCAUUGAGCAUAACCUGCUUGCUACCAGCCGGCUCUACAACAAUAUCACCACGGCGGCGCUCGCACAGCUACUCGGCCUCAAGAAUGGUAAGGAAGAGACUGCCGCUGAAAAAGCCGAAGAUUACGCCGCCAAAAUGAUGGAGCAGGGUAGGCUGAGGGGCGAAAUUGAUCAAAUAGCUGGCAUCAUCAAUUUCGAAACCGUUCCUGGUGUUGAGCUGAGAGGGCCGUUGCGUGAUCUUCGAGAAUGGGACCAAGGGGUGCAAGGUCUGGUGGAAGACGUGGAGCGAUGCGCCGCAGGAAUUGGUGAGAGUUUCCCGGUAAGACGUGAAACGAUAUGGGCAUUCACUUGGCCGGAACAGUAUGCUGACUGA